Molecule: messenger RNA, 3322 nt
Organism: Poecilia latipinna (sailfin molly)
Lineage: Eukaryota; Metazoa; Chordata; Actinopteri; Cyprinodontiformes; Poeciliidae
Product: pleckstrin homology domain-containing family A member 1-like
Exons: 12
Coding region: 150-1352 (400 amino acids)
Source: RefSeq, a predicted model, not a curated record
CCGUUUAAACCGGAAGUCGUUGAUGUUUCUUCUACGUGUAGCUUGACGGUUUGUUUUUUUUACCCGGACAGCUUCCACACUGGACUCGGACUGAGCCGAACUAUAGUUCCUGUGAUGCCCCAGGGCGGGCCGAGCUGGCCGGGGUCGCGAUGCCGUACGUGGACCGACAGAAUCGCAUCUGCGGCUUCCUGGACAUCGAGGAGAUCGAGAACAGCGGCAGGUUCCUGCGCCGGUACUUCAUCCUGGACACGGAACAGGGCAACCUGCUGUGGUACAUGGACAACCCUCAGAACCUGCCUAAAGGUGCGGAUAAUGUGGGCUUUCUCAAACUCACAUACAUCUCCAAGGUCAGCGAUGCUACCAAGCUCAGGCCGAAGGCAGAGUUCUGCUUUGUUAUAAAUGCAGGCAUGAGGAAGUUCUACUUGCAGGCCAAUGACCAGCAGGAUUUGGUGGAAUGGAUCAGCGUUCUGAACAAUGCCACCAAGAUCACAGUGCCAAAGUCUGGAGAGAGCCAGGCCGCCUAUGUGGAGACCCCGCAGGAAGCCCUCGGCGCUAUGAAGCAGGUCUCUUACAAAACGGAGAUCAUAGGUGGCGUUCCAAUCAUCACAGCCACGCAGGAGCAGAGCGAAGGCCAGAACGGGUCGGACCGAGGGAAGCGGGCUCAGAACCAGCUGCCGUACUUCCUGUCCAGAGGAGCGCAGGACCAGUCUUUCAUAAAGGCGGGAUACUGCGUUAAACAGGGAGCUGUGAUGAGGAACUGGAAGAGGAGGUACUUCAUCUUGGAUGAAAAUGCGCUCAGCUACUACAAAUCCGACCUGGACCGGGAGGCACUGAGAGUUAUCCCGCUGAAGGAGAUUCAUAAAGUCCAGGAAUGCAAACAGAGCGAGCUGAUGAUGCGAGACAACCUCUUCGAGAUGGUCACCAACUCCAGAACCUUCUUCAUACAGGCUGACAGUCCAGAGGACAUGCACAGCUGGAUCAAGGCCGUCUCCGGGGCGAUUGUUGCCCAGCGCGGGCCCGGGCGCUCAGCCAACACGGAGCACAGUGACCCUCCCUCUCCCACCUCCGCCUCCACCUUCUACUACUCCCUCAACACGGAACCGCAGCACCCAGAACCCUCAGCGGGUGCUCAGCCUGACGCUGGACACUCGCCACCAGGACAACUUCCUGGGCCUCCUGCCGUGGCGCCUCAGUGGAAUCCAGCCCGUGAUGAUGCCGUUGCCUUCAGCGCGUUCCCGCCUUUCUCUGCAGGAGACGGUGCAGACCUCAAAGUGACGGAGGCCGAGUGGCCCUGCGCCGGCGGCGGUGGCCCGAACACGGAGGAGCCCGACUCGGAGAUGACUCUGAUGUGACAGCAACUGAUCUUUGAAUUUUUCUCCUGCUAAACUUCCUGGGACUGGGUUUUUCUUCUUUUUUUUUCUUUUUUUUUUUUUUCCCCUACGUGUGGCUCCGCCUACAAGGUCUUCCUCUGCUGUUCCCCUUCACCUUGCCUUCCUGAAUAUCUCUCACAGACCAGCAACACAGAUGAUACAAGUGGUUUAAGCUCUCAGCAGGAGUUCAGCGACACAGGAGUUCACUUCCGAAACAACCAAAGUUUAAAGGGUCGCAGAGAGAUGUGUUGAAAGACCUCUCUUCAGUCCUGUGUGUGUUAUCUGGAAGGUUGAGAUUUGAUAUGAAUUUGUGUUGUUUCCUUAUCAAACAGUUUUUUUUUUUUUUUUUUUUUGUAGCUGAGUUUUUUUCAGGCACAGAUAAGGAGACAUUUUUAGUCUUGCAAAGCUUCCCCGUUAAGAUGUUGGUAACACUUUAAUUGACGGGGUGCAUAAGACUGACAUGACGCCGUCAUAAACAUGACAUAACACCUGUUAUGAACAUGAAUGGGUUUUCAUAAAUGUCGCCAUGUUCAUACAAAGUUUAUAAUUUUAAUCGACUUUUAAUGCAAGUUUCAAUGCGACUUUGCAUUUAGAGUCUCAUUAUUUACCGAAUGACACUUCAUGACAACAGUCGUAAACGUUCACGAAGACUCCUUCGUGUUCGUGACAGUCUUAUGCACACCACGUCAAAUAAAGUGUUACCAAGACGAUCUCAGUUAUAUUUUAUGUCAUAGUCCAACACAAAAUAGUGCAGCGAAGUGGAAGAAAAAUGUGUGGUUUUAAAGGGGGCAUGGCGGUAAAUGUAAAAGUCUGAAAAGUGUGGCAUGUAUCUAAAUUCAGUCCCCCCUGAAUGAAUACUUUGUGGAAUCCCAAGGUCGCAGCUCAGGGUGUAUCUCUUCACAUCUACAAACUGAGUUCCUCUUUGCAAAUUAUCCUCCCCAGUCCAGAUUGAAGAACAGCAAACCCAUAGCAUCAUGCUGCCACCACCGACAUCUGUUACAGUAGGAACAGUGCACUUAGAGUAAGGUGCGGUCUUUACUCGCAUAGCUUUUCGCAGCAGGUCAAACAAUUCAGCGGGUCAAACAGAGUCAGUCUCAUCAGCCGCCUUUCUACUGGAAGUUAACUGUAUACAGGCGGACUUUAUUUAUUAAUUUGGUGACUUUUGAAGACAAUUAUUACAACUGAAUUUUACCGAGGGGUUUCAAAAUCUGCACUGUACUCUUUUUAUUCCACUUCAAAUUAUGCAGUUGAUGUUGAUAUAUAAUAUAAAAUCUAUAUAAAAUACAGAUUUUAAGAGUCAAGGGAUAUGAACCUUAAGAAAGCUCUGUAAGACUCCAGUGAUCCAGAAACUCUGCUGCCACCUAGUGUGUACAACUAGUAUGUCAAUUAUGUUUUUUGUUUUUGUUUAUUUACUUGCGUUUGCUUUAUCUGCAUAUUCUGAGUGUUAAAAAAAGGUUGCUAUAUAUUUAUUUUAUUUUGUUUGAUUCUAAACUAAUAAGAUCAAACGAAAUAUACACAGGAAAAAUAUAUAGUAAAAGGAAUAGGAAUAAGGUUACAAAGAAAUAAUAUAUUUUCAUAGCAGAAGAAACUGUUUACAUGCAAAGAAAUACUUUGCGACAUUUGCAGAAAUCAUGCAUGUGAACUCAUACACAGAGACACAGUUAAUGUGAAAAUAAAGAUAUUUGACUUCAAACUAAGCAGAAACACAUUCAGAUAACCUAACAGAAAAAGGAAAGAAAAGUUUAAAUUGUUCUUAAAGUAAGUUUGAUCCUCAGAGUUUCUCGUAUUUAUAUGGCGUGUGUCAGAAUAUAACCUGAAUUAUUUAAGUGAAUUUCUCUUUUUGCACCUCUCUCACUCCUAUGUUAACCUCUGUUACAGAAACUGGACCUUUUUUCUUUUCUUUUCUUUUUUUUGUGCAGUGUCGGGUCGGCGGAAACCGUUUGUGACUUUGC